Suricata suricatta (meerkat) is the source of this 2139-nucleotide messenger RNA. RefSeq names its product angiotensinogen (gene AGT). The record is from RefSeq and is a predicted model, not a curated record. The transcript is spliced from 5 exons. The coding region runs from base 165 to 1598 and encodes 477 amino acids. NCBI's taxonomy places the organism in Eukaryota, Metazoa, Chordata, Mammalia, Carnivora, Herpestidae. Gene Ontology annotation, biological process: regulation of systemic arterial blood pressure by renin-angiotensin. Gene Ontology annotation, molecular function: serine-type endopeptidase inhibitor activity.
GACCUGCUGGAACAGCAGCAACUGAUCCCAGCUGAGAGCAACGACAGUGAUCCCAGUGAUCUGUGACAUUGCUUUACCUGAGACCGUGCCCAGGCUGUGCGGGAGGGGCUGCCUGACCCCAGCCCAGGACAAGGAUACGCAGAAGGGAGCACCCCCCGUCAGAGAUGGCGCCUGCUGGUGUGAGCCUGAGGGCCGUGGUCCUCUGUCUCCUGGCCUGGGCUGGCCUGGCUGCUGCCGACCGGGUGUACAUACACCCCUUCCACCUCCUCGUCUACAGUAAGAGCAGCUGUGAGCAGAUGGAAAAGUCCAACACGGAGGCGCCCAAAGAGCCGACCUUCACGCCCGUCCCGAUUCAGGCCAAGACCACCCCUGUGGACGAGGAGGCACUUCGAGAGAAGCUGGUGCUGGCCACCGAGAAGCUGGAGGAGGAAGACAGGCUGAGGGCAGCGAAGGUGGGCAUGAUGCUCAACUUCCUGGGCUUCCACAUGUACCGCCUGCUGAGUGAGUCGUGGAGCCCGGCCAGCGGGGCCAUCCUGUCCCCAACGGCUCUCUUCGGCACUCUGGCCUCUUUCUACUUGGGAGCCCUGGACCCCACGGCCAGUAGGCUACAGGCGUUCCUGGGCGUCCCUGGAGAGGAUCAGGGCUGCACGUCCCGGCUGGAUGGCCACAAGGUCCUCUCUGCCCUGCAGACCAUCCAGGGCCUUCUGGUAAUCCCAGGUGGGGCUGGCGGCCAGUCCGGGCUGCUCCUCUCCACGGUGGUCGGCCUGUUCACAGCCCCUGGCCUGCGCCUGAAGCAGCCAUUUGUGCGGGGCCUGGCUCCCUUUGCCCCCGUCACCCUCGUGCGCUCUCUGGACUUGUCCACGGACCCAGAUCUUGCUGCUGAGAAGAUCAACAUGUUCAUGCAUGCUGUGACAGGGUGGAAAAUGAACAGACCUCUUUCAGGAGUCAGCCCGGAGAGCACCCUACUCUUCAACACCUAUGUCCACUUCCAAGGAACGCUGAAGGGGUUCUCCCUGAUGGAGGGGCUCCAGGACUUCUGGGUGGACAGCACCACAGCAGUGCCCGUCCCCAUGCUGUCGGGCACGGGCACUUUCCAGCACUGGAGCGAUGCCCAGAACAAUGUCUCCAUGACCCGCGUGCCCCUCGGCAGGAGCACCUCCCUGUUGCUGCUGCAGCCGCACUGCGUGGCGGACCUGCGGCGGGUGGAGGUGCUCAGCUUCCAGCACAACUUCCUGGCGUGGCUGAAGGACCUCACUCCCAGGGCCAUCCGGCUGACCAUGCCCCAGCUGACACUGCAAGGCUCCUAUGACCUGCAGGACCUGCUCGCCCAGGCCAGGCUGCCCACCCUGCUGGGCGCUGAGGCGAACCUGGGCAAAAUCAGCGAUGACCAGCUCAGAGUCGGAAAGGUGCUGAACACCGUUCUUUUGGAACUAAAAGCAGACGAGGGAGGAGAGCCCACAGUGGCCACCCAGCCACCGGACGAGCCCGAGGCCUUGGAGGUGACCCUGAACAGCCCGUUCCUGUUCGCCAUUUAUGAGCAAGACUCCACCGCCCUCCACUUCCUGGGCCGCGUGGCCAACCCGCUGAGCGCGGCAUGAGGCCCGGGCCACCACCGAGCCGAGGCUGUCACCGCGAGCGAGGGCAGCAAUGCCAGCUUGUCACCCGACUUCUGCUUUUCCUUCCAGGGAGUCAGUGUGGAGCUGGAGGGAGGCCGCUUCUCCCUGGUAAACGUGGUGCUGUAUAUAAUGAGGCAGAAGGCCUCCCGGGUCCUUAGGUCUAUCUCGGGCCAUGUUGUGGGGGGCUUGGGGGGGCCAAGAACCAGAGUUUAUUAGCACAGAUGGCUGUGCAGGAGAAAGUCUGAACAGACCAACUGGUUGGUGAAACCAACAACUGUCUUUCUUUUUAUCGAGAACAGAAAUUGGGUUUUAAAAUUAUACAGUUUCCACGGCCCUGGGUUAUGGAAUAUGAGCACACGACCCGCAUGCAGUCUCCAUGAUGCCUUUGGUUUUUGUUGGUUUCUUAGUUUUCUUUCCCAGGAUACUGUGAUCUUUGAAGAACACACGUGUCUGAAUUUGUAUUAGAAUGUUAUUACCAUGGCUGAUUAUCCCUUGUGUUAUUAAUAAACGUCUUGCAACAAUA